Molecule: messenger RNA, 1089 nt
Organism: Cyclocybe aegerita
Lineage: Eukaryota; Fungi; Basidiomycota; Agaricomycetes; Agaricales; Hemipholiotaceae
Source: the annotation of a GenBank genome assembly
AUGGCCGCCUCGACGCUCAGCAUGCGCACCCUCACCAGCGCCUCCCCCGCCUGGGCAACCUCCGCACGCGCACACCACCACGCACACCACACGCCCUCCAUCAACUCGCACAACCAGUUCCUCUACACGCACCACCUCCAGAACCUCUCCGCGCCCCAGCUGCAGCUCUACGCCGACCAGCCGUACGCCCACUCCCAUUCCCAUUCCCACCACCACAGUGCGCAUCGGGGUGCGGGGGUGGGUCCGAGGCUGCAGGUGCAGAAGGGGGCGAGCGGGAGCUUGGGCACGCCGAGCUCGGCGCCGGCGCCUAGUCCGUCGGGUGCUGGCGGGCGCAGGAGGUCGGCGUCGAUCAGGAUGGCACCAGCGUCCUACAUCAAGUUCGACCCGUUCGCCGACGAGCCGGUCCUCCCUCCGCCUUCCCCCUCCUCCCCUCCUUCCUUAUCACCUUCACCCUCUCCGUCUAUAUCCAACCCAUCCGAACGCACCCCCAUCGCAAUCGCCGUCUCCGUGUCUACCUCAACCUCAACCUCAACCCCCUCCGACCUCCUACCCCUCUCCUCCAGCUCGCAGGCCAACCGCGCUGCGGGAGGCUCAGGCGCAGGUACAGGACCCUACACGAUCCAGAUCCCGCCCGCAGCGCCAGUCGAGGUGCAGCGGUACCAGCAGACCUACUCCUCCGCUCGCAGGGGGUACACACACGCCCACGCCCACGCUGAGCCUCUGUACAUCCGCUUGUCUCCCCUCGGCGGGAGCGGGAGCGGUGGCGGCGGCCUCUCAUCCAGUUCCUCCACCUCUACUUCAGCAGCAGCGAAGCGCUUCGCCUCAACCGCCAACACCACCGUUGCCCCCAACCUCGCACCCCGGAGCCGCCCGUCGACUCCACGACAGGCAUCCGGCCCAGGCGCCCUAUCGGGGCCGAACGUCUCCAAGCUCGUAGCUGGGAUCUUGCUCAACCGCGUGCAGGUGCGCAAGCCGCUGCGCCGGAGGGUCGGGCUCGGAGCUGGCGGUGCGGGUGCAGGAGGCGUGGGCGGGGAAAGGAAGGAGUACGUGAAGAGCUGCUUGUCGAGUGUCGUCAGCAUCGAGGCGUAG